Juglans regia (Persian walnut) is the source of this 1509-nucleotide messenger RNA. RefSeq names its product tRNA-specific adenosine deaminase TAD2. Gene Ontology annotation, biological process: tRNA wobble adenosine to inosine editing. Lineage: Eukaryota; Viridiplantae; Streptophyta; Magnoliopsida; Fagales; Juglandaceae. The record is from RefSeq and is a predicted model, not a curated record. The transcript is spliced from 10 exons. Bases 480 to 1055 code for a protein of 191 amino acids. Gene Ontology annotation, molecular function: tRNA-specific adenosine-34 deaminase activity; zinc ion binding.
ACCCUAAAGCCCUCACCCCCUCCCCACGCCUUCUUCUCUCUCAGUCGUUCCCUCUCUUCUCUGUGAAUCCCGCUCGCCGCCGCGCCCUUUCCCACGCCGUCCGUCUCGGUUCGUGCAGUGCCACCCUCCACAGUUCCGAUAGCCGACACCGUGAAGCUCCGCUGCACCAAGCCCUUGUUUCCCCAGCCCAACACUCUCUUUUCUUUCUCUCCUCCGCACAUUCUCUCACUGUGGAACGUCUUGCGCCGCCACCUGUCUUUCCAGUCGCCGAUUGUAACGCCACGCCGGCUGACCGCGGUAACCGACAAAGGUCAUCGUAGCCAGCGUGCCGCCCCACGCCACCAACAGCAUCCCGAACGUCAAUAGACAACGCUGCCACGCCCUCAAAUCUGAUUGACCACCACUCCGAGUUGAAUCCAUUUCGGUAGUUGUAGAGCUUGACCAAAUUCCUUCGAUCCCCCUCCCCCUCUCUUCAGUAGAUGGAAUCUCCUGGGGAAGAUUUCUCUCCUGAUACUCUUGCAUUCAUGGAGCUUGCAUUGGAACAGGCAAAACUUGCUUUGGACAGCCUUGAAGUGCCUGUUGGCUGUGUGAUUGUUGAAGAUGGAAAGGUCAUUGCCUCAGGAAGAAAUCGAACUACUGAGACACGAAACGCGUCAAGACAUGCAGAGAUGGAAGCUGUUGAUGUUCUUCUCAAGGACUGGCAGAAAAACGGACUUUCAAAGUUGGAGGUUGCUAAAAAAUUUUCGAAGUGCCACCUUUAUGUGACCUGUGAGCCGUGCAUAAUGUGUGCAGCUGCUUUAUCAAUUCUUGGUGUAAAAGAAGUAUAUUAUGGCUGCACAAACGACAAGUUUGGAGGUUGUGGAUCAAUAUUGCCUUUGCAUCUUGGUUGCUCUGAGCCGCUUAAAAGCGAUGGCAUUCCACAAGGAAAGGGUUUCAAAUGUAUUAGAGGAAUCAUGGCAUCAGAAGCAGUAUCUCUUUUGCGAACUUUCUAUGAACAAGGGAACCCUAAUGCGCCAAAGCCUCACAGGCCUCUGACUCACCAGGCAACGCAUUGAAUAUGUACACGUGAGUUGGCUCACGGCUCACCAACAAUUGCCGGCAGAUUCUCCCUAUCCAUUUUCGGACCUUGCCAAGCACUUCAGCUAUGAGUCCAAAUCCCAUUUUGGUGCUUCAUUGCAAAAAAGCUAGAGCCUGCUGAUUUGAGGAUGUUCGAAAUACUCAGCAAAGUAUGAUUUCGGUGUAAUCUGAAGCUGAGUUAUUACAGCAGCAGGGCCGGACCCGCCUAAGUUUCGCAUCAAAGCGUGAAGUGAAAUGAUGGCAAGGACAUGUCCACCAUGUUUGGUGACAAUGCGUAUUUUCCUACUUGCAUAGACGUUUAGUCUUUGUGUCUUACUUCCGAAAGAUUAUGCUAAGAAGUUGCAUAUUUUGGAAUUAUUUUAGAGACUUGUCUGUUUCAAGGGUAUGUUAUAACUAGCUCCUCAAUUUUUAUCUCAUUUUCGUUCUCAUUUA